GGAAAUGGGCAUUCUGGGGUUUUGAAAUUUUGGUUCUUCUUUGGAUUAGAUUUCAAAUUUCUAUCUUUUUGUGGGGGUUCUUGAAAUUUUUUUCACUGAUCUCUGGGAAUUUCAUUUCAUUGUUGGUUUGCGUAAAGUUUUGAUCUUUUUGGGAGAGGAGAAAAUGGCCUGAGGUUGAAUCUGGUGCAGAGUUGUUUAAUUACUUUCGAGUCUAAAGACAUGGUCUUGUUGCAUAAGAGAUCAGACGAUAAUGGCUACCAUGCACCUCUGAUACCGCGAUCUACCAGAUCGACCAGGAAGAGGGGUUUUACCUGGAGGAAAGCUGAGGUUGAUAAACAAAAAUGUGCAUUUGAUUUACUAGCCACAAUAGCUGGAAAUUUACUCCUGCAGGAAGGGGAUAACUCCCCUCCUUCGUCCACCAAAGACAACAACAACGAGGAAGAACAGAACGCGCAAGAGACAAUCUCAGAAGAACAAUGCCGCGAUCGUGGUGGCUGCGAACGGAAUUUCUUUCUUUCGGAGCUUGUCGCGAAAGAACAAAUUUGUUAUGAUGAUCAUGAGGAACAUGAGACUUGGCCAUCUGCAGUAACGACAACCUCUGAUUGUUCAGGCCGGCUUGAACUUGGAAGCCUAAACAGGAAGGGAUUUGAAUGUGGAAAAGAGAGAAAUGACAACCAUAGGAAUCUCAAGGAUUACCCUUUUAAGAAAAGGACGCUUUAUGAUGAUGAUGAUGAUGAUCAUAAGAACUCAAUGUCCAUUUCUGAAAUUGGCCAUUAUAAUGAAGAUGCUUCCAGUUAUGCUCUAACAUUACCUACAGGGACAUCAUCGUCUUCUAGAGGUGAAGGUGCAUCGUUUAGAUCCAAUGAGUCGUCCCGGGUGAAGCUCAGAAUAAAGUCUUUCAGAAUCCCGGAGCUCUUUAUCGAAAUCCAAGAAAAUGCAACUGUUGGUUCUUUGAAGAGGACAGUUAUGGAGGCAGUGACAACAGUUCUUGGCAAUGGACUAAGGGUUGGUGUGCUUUUGCAAGGCAAGAAGGUUAGAGAUGACACCAAAACCCUAUUACAGUCCGGAAUUCGCCACGAUGACAACGCGGUUGGCUUCACCCUUGAGCCCAUUUCUGCCCAAGAUUCCACCCAACCAAGAGAUCCUCGCCGCGUAAAGAACACGACCAAUCUCAUCGGAAGUGGCGCCACAUCAGCAAUGAAUGAUGUGGUGGGACCAUUGGUUGCAUUUCCCAGAGGGAAUAAUGUGGGAGGAGGAGGAGGAGGAGGAGCCCUUGCUGUCGCAGCUCCUCCUUCCCCAACGAGGAAACCAAGGGGACCCGAAACUGCACAGCGUCGGAUCCGUAGGCCUUUCACGGUUUGUGAGGUGGAAUCGCUGGUUCAAGCCGUUGAGAAGCUGGGAACCGGGAGGUGGCGCGUCGUCAAGCUUCGCGCCUUUGACAAUGCCAAGCAUAGGACUUAUGUUGAUCUUAAGGUGGGUGUCCCAAAAUCCUAUGUUUUCCAUGAAUCUGCAUUGCUAUAAAUCUCAAUCCAAUGUUGUAGGGCUUCUUUGGUUUAUUUAAGUUGAAAUUUUAAAAAAACAGUUGAAUAUGAUGAUUUUAAGGUAUGUAAAUAUGCAUGUAUUUUAUGGCAGGACAAGUGGAAAACAUUAGUUCACACAGCAAGAAUAUCCCCUCAGCAAAGGAGAGGAGAACCGGUGCCUCAGGAGCUACUGGACCGGGUCUUAAUUGCGCACUCCUACUGGUCAAACCGCCAACAUAAUCACCAACACCGCUCUCCCACUGCCUUUCUACUCUAAUUAAGACUAACCUCAAAC
Cuscuta campestris is the source of this 1815-nucleotide messenger RNA. The record is from the annotation of a GenBank genome assembly. Lineage: Eukaryota; Viridiplantae; Streptophyta; Magnoliopsida; Solanales; Convolvulaceae.